AUGUCAAACUCCACCCUCAACCACGGCCAAGACUCCACCCUCACCACAGCAAGACUCCACCCUCAACCACAGGCACACCGGCCAGACUCACCCUCAACCACGGCAAGACUCACCCUCAACCGGCAAAGACACCACCCUGCACAGAGUCCACCUCAGCCACACAAAGACUCCACCAACCACGCAAAGACUCACCCUCAACCACGGCCAAGACUCCACCCUCAACCACGGCCAGACUCCACCCUCAACCAGCCAGACUCACCCCUCAACCACGGCAAAGACUCCUCAACCACGGCAAGACUCACCCCUCAACCACGGCAAGACCACCCUCAACCACGGCAAGACUCCACCCUCAACCACGGCAAAGACUCACCCUCAACCACGGCAGACUCACCCUCAACCACACAAGACUCACCCUCAACCACAGCAAAGACUCACACCCUCAGCAGCAAGACUACCCUCAACCACGCAAAGACUCCACCCUCAACCACGGCCAAGACUCCACCCUCAACCACGGCCAAGACUCCACCACCAACGGCCAGACUCCACCCUCAACCACGGCAAGACUCCACCUCAACCACGGCAAAGACUCCACCCUCAACCACGGCCAAGACUCCACCUCAACCACGGCCAAGACUCACCCUCAACCACGGCCAAGACUCCACCCUCAACCACGAGACUCCACCCUCAACCACGCAAAGACUCACCCUCAACCGGCAAGACUCCACCCUCAACCACGGCCAAAGACUCCACCCUCACCACGGCAAGACUCCACCUCAGCCGGCCAAGACUCCACCCUCAACCACGGCCAAGACUCCACCCUCAACCACGGCAAGACUCCACCCUCAGCACGGCAAGACUCACCCUCAACCACGGCAAAGACUCCACCUCAACCACGGCCAAGACUCCACCCUCAACCACGGCAAGACUCCACCCUCAACCACGGCAAAGACACCACCAACCACGGCCAGACUCCACCCUCAACCACGGCAAGACUCCACCCUCAACCACGGCAAAGACUCCACCUCAACCACGGCAAGGACUCACCCUCAACCACAGCGUCCACCCUCAACCACGCAAGACUCCACCCUCAACCGCAAGAUCACCCCUCGCCCAUGUCCGUCAAGACAGGUGUGGUUGUAG
Molecule: messenger RNA, 1140 nt
Organism: Homarus americanus (American lobster)
Lineage: Eukaryota; Metazoa; Arthropoda; Malacostraca; Decapoda; Nephropidae
Product: mucin-2-like
Exons: 2
Coding region: 1-1140 (379 amino acids)
Source: RefSeq, a predicted model, not a curated record